This is a messenger RNA of Solea senegalensis (Senegalese sole), 1501 nucleotides long. It is a transcript of the gene selenol, whose product is annotated as selenoprotein L. Gene Ontology annotation, molecular function: antioxidant activity; oxidoreductase activity. The transcript is spliced from 9 exons. The record is from RefSeq and is a predicted model, not a curated record. Lineage: Eukaryota; Metazoa; Chordata; Actinopteri; Pleuronectiformes; Soleidae.
ACGCGCAUGCGCAACACCACCGAGUGCCCGACACUAUUUCCGUCUAAAUACGAGUUUUGCCAACUCCAGCAUGUGACGGUUUCAUCCGUGUGGUUCUUCUCCGGAGACCGGACGGAACCGGUGACUAUGGCCGCGGAUGUGACUGUGUCCCGGGAGACACUAACAGGUGCUCUGACCCGGCUCGUCAACCAGAGCAAGGCUCUGCUACAGAAGGCCAAGCAGGACGCAGAAGUCUCCCUGGAGAAGCUGGUUCCAUAUGAAAUCACCGCGUUAUUUGGCCUCAUGGCAGCUGGCACAGACUUCUAUGACAGCCUCGGCGUGAAGAAGAAGAGUGAUGCAGAGGCCGUUUGGCGGAAGUUUUAUAACCAUGCAGCGGUGAGAGAGCUGGUGGACGAGUUUCUGGAGCUGGAGAGCGAGUGGGACGCGUUCCUGGAGAACGUGGACAAAGGUUUGCAGGUCACCGACAGGAAGCUCGCAGGAGCCAAGAUGGCCGACGGCGUGAGCCCCGACACGGCGUUCACCGACGCUCGCAGUGGAAAGAACGUGACUCUGGCUGAAUAUCUGGGUCGAGGUCAGAAGCUGCUGCUGGUUCUCCUCAGACAUUUUGGAUGACUACCGUGACGAGACCACUUGGCUGAGCUGGAGGCCAGUAAGGCUGACCUGGAAGCUCGGUCACUGCGGGUCUUAAUGGUUGCUUUUGGGAAGAAGGAGGGAGCCGAGUUGUGGCUCCAGCAGACGGGGUGUACGUUUGACAUGCUGCUGGAUCCACAGAGGAAGGUUUUCAGGAAGUUUGGCCUUGUCUCGUCCUACGCCAAAGUGAUGAAGUUUGACUUUCUGCUGCAUUACUCGGAGUACAAAACUGUGGGCAUAGACUUUCCUGACAUUCCCACUCACCUGCAGGAAGAUCUCUACCAGAUGGGUGGAAACUUUCUGCUAGAUGAAGCAGGACAGGUUCUUCUUUCUCAUCCGUCUAAGACUCCGUUGGACAGGCCGUCCGUGAGGACGAUUCUGGACGCAGUGGACGCCGCCAACUCCACGUCGUAACCAUCUGACGCGAACGCAAACACGUCACUGACACCACGGGGGGAAGAGCGGCGCUCUUUGAUGCACAUAUAUGACGUCACAUCUCGCACUCGUGACGCUGCGAUGAGGUGUGACUGAGGAAAAAAACGUAUGCAGGAGACGACCGAUCUUCUCUUUUUUUGGUGUCAGUGUUUUGAUGGCUACAUUUUUAAAAUCCUCACCACUUCAUUACAUUUCAUCGCGACUGCAAAUGAAUUUAAUAGAAAUAUGUUAUUUAAUGAUAAAAUGCAUUGAUUUGCUUGAGCAAAUCCAUAAUAUGAGAGAAUAUGGCGCUUAUUAAGACAUUAUUAAGUGUUACAACGAUUAAUGGAUUACUAAAUGAGUCUUUUAGUAAUGUCCGGCUAUACGUUCAGUUUAUUGUUUUUUAAAACGAUUAUAACAAGUUUUCGGAUUUUUCAGCUUCUUAAAUGUGAAUAUU